UCAAUUUGUAUCUACGUUUUACAUUCAAUUUUAAGUUUCCACAAAUUUAGAUAAAAAUUGAUGUGAAUGUGGACAAUACGCCUAGUUUACUCAAUUAACUACGUCCUCGAGUGGUGUCAGUAGUGCUGGUGCGUCAAAAUGCCGCUUUUUGGUAAGAAAGAUUUUGGAAGAAAGUCAAAAAAAGAUGGUAAGGAUUCUGAAAAACAACCUUCCAUUGAAGACAAAUAUAUUGUAAAAGAUUUGUUGGGAACAGGAGCCUUUUCGGAAGUGCGCUUGAUAGAAAGCAAAGAAAACGGGCAACAUUUCGCCUGCAAAAUUAUUGAUAAAAAAGCCCUGAAAGGCAAAGAAGAUUCAUUGGAGAAUGAAAUUAGAGUCUUAAAAAGAUUUAGCGAGAAUGCUAAAGGUGAAGGCGCUGAGAAAAAAAUGUUUUCACAUCCUAACAUCGUCCAGCUGUUAGAAACAUAUGAAGACAAAAACAAAGUAUAUCUAGUCAUGGAACUUGUAACAGGUGGCGAGCUGUUUGAUAGAAUAGUCGAAAAGGGCUCGUACACUGAAAAAGAUGCGUCCAAUCUGAUCAGACAAGUUUUGGAAGCUGUUGAUUACAUGCAUACUCAAGGAGUAGUGCAUAGAGAUUUGAAACCAGAGAAUCUUCUCUACUAUAGUGCUGAUGAAGAUAGUAAAAUAAUGAUAAGUGACUUUGGCUUGUCAAAGAUUGAAGACUCAGGAAUCAUGGCUACUGCAUGCGGCACUCCCGGUUAUGUAGCACCUGAGGUGCUGGCUCAGAAACCAUAUGGCAAAGCUGUUGAUGUAUGGAGCAUAGGUGUUAUCUCAUACAUUCUACUGUGUGGCUACCCACCGUUUUAUGAUGAAAAUAAUGAUGCUGACCUGUUUGCCCAGAUUCUUAAGGGUGACUUUGAAUUUGACUCACCAUAUUGGGAUGAUAUCAGUGAGUCGGCUAAAGAUUUCAUCAGACAUCUUAUGUGUGUUGAUGUGGAGAAGCGAUACACAUGCAAGCAAGCGUUAGGUCAUCCCUGGAUAUCUGGUAACGCAGCCAGCAAUAAGAAUAUCCAUGGUACUGUUUCUGCACAACUGAAGAACUUCGCCAAGUCACGCUGGAAACAAGCCUACCAUGCAACCACUGUGAUCCGACAAAUGCAAAAGUUACGGCUAUACAGUAGCGGCACCAGUCGCAAUCCAAACACCCCUGCACCACAACCAGAUGUGCCGCAACCAUCUACAGAACAAUAGUAAGAAUAAUACAUAUUAUAUUCAUUCAUGGUUGAAUUUUUAUCAAAAACAUUAUAAAAUUCAACCCUCAAACUUAAUAUCAUAUAAUAUCUUGACACUGAUAAAUGCAUAACAUUAUGCCUGACUAAUAACUGGAUCUGAUUUUAAUAUUGCAACAAAUUGUAAUAGUUGAGAUGAUGAAUGUAUUUGCAAUAAAAAAACUAAAAAAAUUGCAUUCUAAUUACUGAAAAAAAAUAUUGUCAAUGUAACUGGCCUAUAACUAAAUCUGGCAGUUUUUAAGGUAUAAAAAUCUAUAAAAUGAAAAAUUUAUUUCCUCAACUAUUACAAUGAAGCAUUUAUUUGCUAGAAUAUUUUGUUUUUAAGUAAGUACUAUUUCUUUUAUUUUUUAAGCAUUUGAAUUUGGAACGCCAUAAUUGAAUUAUCAACGAACUGUAUUUAUUAUAUUUUUACUUUUUACUAGACAUAUACUUUUAAUAUGCCAUACAUAUGAAAUUUUUAUUAUUGCAAAGCAUAAUUUUUAUAGUCUAUAAUUAUUGUAAUAUUUGAAUCUCAUGCUUAAAAUCAUGGGACGAAUAUGUCCAUAGUAAUAUAAAAAUUUAAAUUCUUCAUAAUAUAAAGUUUCAAAUUGUUGAAUUAAUCUGUACUAUGUAUUUAAGGUUAAGAAUAUAUUAUAUUAGAUCUGCGGUUUCCAACAUUCUAAGAUGAUUUGAUGUUCAACUUAAAUGUAACACUAACUUGUUGCGAUUGUUCUUGUUGACUUUAGAAUCUAUAACUAAAUAUUUUUAAAAUAUUUACAUAACCAUUUAUCACAUUCACUAUGUGAAAUAUUCUAAUAUAAACAGAAUAGUUGAGAAAUUAGGUUUUUAAAUAAGUUUUACGUUAGAAAGAAUGGCUCAGGAAGACUGAACUAGCCAACCACAUGCUUAAUUAUGGAAAUUGGGUUUGGCGUAGGUCAUUCUCCAAGCAAGCCAAUAUAUACUAGUAGGACACACAUAUUGCUGCAAGGAGACGAUUAUAAUAAAAUGAAGACAAAAAAAAAGAAAGAAUUGUUGAUACCAAUGAUGUUCUAUACAUAUAGACAAUUCACGUUGUAUAUAUAGAAACAAAGGCGAAAUAUCGAAUAUGUACCAUAUUAAGCAUUGGCUGCUAUAUCGAUACAUUGUCACAUUAACUUCAGUUGCUUCAAAAAAAAUUUCGUCAAUAAUCAGCAAUGUAAAACAUUUAUUCAGUUCAGGUUUGAUUCGGACAGUGACAGUUGACACAUGACUAAGAAGAAUAGAAUACUUACAUUGUAUUUAAGCACACUUUUGGCGUUCCACUAUCAUACUGUCAAUGAUAUGUCCUCGUAUGUGUAAUAGAACGUCAUUGGUUGAUACAUUUGUAGGAAAGUGUACUUAGUGUGGAAAACAUACAGUUGAUCAGUGCUUCUGUGACCUUUGGGCUGUGUUGCAAUUCUUGCCAUACUUUUUGACAUGGGGUGAUAGUUUGUAAAUUGAGGUCAUUGACCCCUUACUGCCUUAAGAAUUUGAAAGUUUAAGGUUUAUUUUGCUUUAACAAUUAAUAACGCGUUUUAAUGUUAAAAGGUUUGCAAUUCGAUGUAUCCAUCGAAAGUAAAUGGCAGUUUUCAAGCAAAUUUCUGCGCUGGUGUGGUGGGGGUGUGAUUAGUGCUAAAAAAUAAAAAAAUUAUUAUUGAAUAUUUUUAUUUUUGGAAUAUUUAUUCGCACAAAUGUCAAUUAAAUAACUAAUUUUUUGGUAAUCUAAAAUAACUGUGUAUAGAUUUUCAUUAAAUUAAUAAUAGUACGUGUCAGUCAUGAAAUUAUAAAUCUGUUCAGAUUUUUUAAAAGUUAUGAGAGAAUAAAUAUUCAUAUAUGAACCCUAUAAUCUACACUCUCCUUUUAAGGGCACGUCUGUAUAAUAUACGGCUAACGGCGGUAAUUGUGAGGGGCGACAUGUACAGAUUGCAAUUCGUACCCAACGUAGUACGCUGUAUAUGGGACCGCAUCAAUGAGUCCUCGCUCACGGAAACUUUUCUGAAGGGCCGGCAGCGCUCCUGUCUUCCAAAUCCUAUAGAGUCCUCUUAAGACCGAAUAGGUUCGGAGCAAAUCUCUCUUAUAGCCUAAACACAUGGUCGGAUUUGGUAUGGUCGGACCUUUGGACGGUCCGGUGGGCAGGCUGGGCGCCUCGCACCAAUUGGUCCGGCGUCGUACUCUGUACGCUCCGGACGGUAAUAAUAAUAAAUUUGUGAGAUGAAUAAUGCGACAUACCAUCGAAUAUGGUCCAGUUCGGACCGCUUCCGAGGAUUCGGCCGGUCCAAAUCCGACCAUGUGUUUAGGCUAUUUGUCCAUCCACUCUAUCCGACCAUAGUGUGAGAGAGUGUCAAGUAUACGUACGAGUAUCAAGGUUCAGUCUGACCUAACACCUAGUUGCCAUUCUUUCUAAAACAUCACUUAUUAAAUCCAAUUUUUCAUACACACUCUUUUUUAAAUUAUCUGUUGUUAAUACGGCUUUACUCACGUUUUGUCGGUGUCGGUACCGACUAGUUUCGGACCAUUCGGAGGCCCUUCAUCAGGGUGAGUGUGGUAGGUUAACUAGUCGGUACCGACACCGACAAAAAAGUGAGUACAGCCGUAUUAACACAUAAUUUAAUAAACACUCUUUUUUAUUCUCGAACUUUAUAUUGUUAUGACAAUCGAGUAGGUACGAUUCUAAGUAUAACUAAGCUGUAUUAUUGUAUAAGUAAUCUUUUAUGCAUUACAAAUAUUUAAGCUGUUUAACAUGAAUAUAAUCGUAACUGUCUAUGCGGUAUUUAAAUAGGUAAGUUUUAAUGUUCUAAACUGAAUCCUUCCUAAAUUGUAAAAAAAAAAAAAUUAAUACACAGUGUCUGUUUUAGCAAUGUUUAAACUAUACAUGUAGAGAAAUUAUCUGUUUGUAUAUCACAGACCCAUUAUCAUUUUUGUUUUUGUAUACCUAUAUAUUAUAAUCUAUCAUCUAUAAUAUAUAUAUUUUUUCUAUAUCUCAAUAGUCACUGAUGGACAUUGGCAUAAAUAUGCAUUCGCAUAUCUGCAUAUACAAAUGCAAUAUAUCUAAAUUUUUAUAGCGUUAUUGCAUGAUUCUAUUUUUAUUUAAAAAUAAAUGUAUAUAUAUUAUACAUUUACAAUAAAAACAUGUAUAAUUGUACAUUACAAUGAUAUAUUCCCCUAUGUGGCGCAUUUCGUCGUGGAGCGGUUUUUUCGGCCUAUUGUCACAAAUUUGUCGUAGAAUAUUUCCUGGUAGUGUAUGAAAAAAAUCAAAUAAUUUAUAUUAGAGUGACUAUAACACUACGGGACAUAAUAAUACCUUUUUUAGCCUUUCUUAGCAGUGUUUUCUCUCAAAUAGGGUUAUCAUUUAGUAAUUUGAAAAGUCGUGAUAAAAAACAUGACAUUUCGAUAAAAGUCCGGACUUCUUAUUUGAUCUCGUUUAGGUUUCGUUUCUCGUAAAGACUUAUUUGAUAUUUGUUAAUAUGUAGUUUUAUUACUAUAUUCCAGCACGGAUGGUAACCCAACUCUCAAAGCGCUGUUUUUCGGAUCGGUCGUAGUAAUUUUAAAAUAAGAGAAUAUGAAUCACUUUAUUGACAAAAAAAAUGCUUCUAUUUAGUGCAUCUUUGGUCCUUUUUGGAUCGUAUUUGCAUGCAUGUGUUGCCAUUUCAUUAAUGUAUUUAACCCCGAUCGAGUCUUUGAACUUUUUUCACUUGUAAGUGUCAGAUGGCUUAGAGAUUUUUAUCUAUCUUCAAUAUUGGAUGUGUUCGUUGUUAUUGUAAACUUUAAAUGAUAGAACUAUUGUAAUCAACAAUAUAUAUUAUCUUCGGUAAGACUAUUUAUGUGGUAUGUGAUACUAAUGUUAAUGUUGCACCGUUCUCACUGUUUCUCAAGGUUUUAUUUAUUUUAUACGUGACUUAGGUUAUAUCGCGCACCGUAGGAAAAAAAAUACGUAUAAGAAUAACCUAUAUUUUUCCCCUUACCUCAGCUUCCUUAGUAUGAAAAGCUUUCGCAACAACCUACCCAGCGCUGUUUUUGAACAGAUAUACUUAGAUAUUGGCUACAUUAAGAAAAAUAUUCCAAUUUGUAACCAAAAUGUGUGAACGAUGCGGGACUCGAACUCUCGGGUCCCGUCCGAGCGCUCUUACCGCCUGAGCCAACCGUCCGAGUGACGCAUGGUUCGUAAAUCUUGGUAUUGUUCAACUCUCAGGUUGUGGCUCCAUCUAAGGAUCUACUUUACAGUUGAUAGCUUGGUCAACCUUAAUAAUUUCUUAUCAGACAAUUCACUUGAGAUGUCGCUCUUUCAAAUCUAAACAAUUUGUUUUUUUUUUAAAUUGAUAUCCCUUACUUCUGGGUCUAAUUAUACAAAUUAAAUUUGUUACCAAAAUUUAUCGAACGAUGCGGGACUCGAACCCGCGACCUCUCGGGUUCGGUCCGAGUACCAACUGAGCCACGAGAGACGCAUGGUUCGUAAAUCUUGGUAUGUCUUGUUCAACUUUCAGAUUGUGGCUCCGUUGUAGGUAUAAUUAAGCCCAGAUGUGAGGAAUAUCACUUUAAAAAUAAAAUAAAAAUAUUCAGAAACAAAUUCGCGAUGAAAGAAAUUAACCAACAAUAAACAGGCGCAACUUUCACAGAGUUGUGAAAUGUUUUCUGAAUAUACAACUGUUUGUAGAUCGUUUUGCAAUAAGGGGUCGCGUAACCCACAAAUAGAAUUACUCUUACAAAUUUUACCAAAGUUGUUUGGUUAGUUCAACUGUGAGGGUUUCAUCAUACAAUCUGACAUUAUAUCAUUAUGUAGUAUUAUUAUGGAUUUGCAAUUGACAAAAGGUUUCUUUUUACAUUUGACACUUACCCCCUUAUUCAUAAUGGUCCGCUAACUUUAAACAGCCGCUUAGGAGUGUUUUUUCUCAUUCUGACUUAGGUCAAUAGAGGAAGACAGAGUGAGAAUUAGCAAUGCUUUAAGUUAGCAGACUAUUAUGAAUAACCCCCUUAUUGACUUCUACUUCAUUUUUUUAUAUUACACAUACUACACGGCCACAUUAUCUCCGGACCUCGCUGGAACGCGAAUCCCCGCUCGCUCCCCUUUCACUCCCUCGCGCACAUUCUGUUGCGUCGGUACGGUUUGCAGAUUCAUUAGGUACCGUUAUGUACAUAUCUUUAUAUUUUCAUGCUAUCGCUGCUUUGUUUUUGAAGUUUUUAUUGUUACUUUUCGACUUUUGUUGCUUAUAGUCCUGUGUCGCUAUAGUAGUUCUGCCAUAAAAUAGUAGAUUGUUAACCGAGGGUCGAAAGAAUCAAUUCCCGAGGUAUUUAGACGCCCGAGCGCAGCGAGUAAUAAAACUAGUCGUUUAUCUAAGCACAGAUUAGUAUCCCGCCAAUUUAUGUCUACUUUUUAAAUUUCAAAUAUGGAACUUACUGCGUACUUGUUGCAGUUUAUUCCGCUCAAAGAAGUUUGCGCUAAGUUCACACGGGCUGUUUAGAAAGUCACAUGGCCGCAGCAUUUUUUUAAUUAGUUUUUUUUUUACAUAAAACUCUUCACAGCAGUUUUAUUAUUAAAGUUCAUUCCGGACCUUAGGUGGGAAGUUAUUUGUAUGAGUUGUUCCCUCUCUAUGGAGGGAAGCAGCAUUUUCCACCCAAUAAUCAGCAUCACAACACAACACCUUUACAUCAAUCUAUAAUACUGAAAAUAUCUUUGUUGUAUAUUUCUAAAUACUUAGUAAUAUCCUAGUGAUGCUUGUUUUGCACACCGUAACAAAGCGAUGAUGUGACGUCAUCGACGUCAUUCCCAGAGAUAAUGUAAUUGGGUUGUAUGUUCUUAUUUAUAACGUACUCGUUGAUUACUGAUUCAAUUUCAACAUUUCUUGUCGAUGUAAACAGCUCUCUGGAAUUUAAUGAUCUUGACAGCUAAUGCCUGUACUGAUUGUAACUGUUUACUUAAUAAUCGCAGUGGGUAAAGUGUGUUUUCGAAGCUGCGGUUCAAUACUGGUCUCUUCUAUAAAAAUAAAAAAAGUGUUUGUAUGCACGCAAGAAGUUAUACUUCUUUGGCCUAACGAAGCAAAAAUCAAUAAAUGAUUUAUUCCUCGUGCUAUUAUUCUACGUUUUAAGAAAGAACAAUUUUGUAAAAAUGUUGCAAAGGUGGUUUUCACAAUUAAUUACUUAAUAAUGAAUACGGCUGUAUGGGCUUGAACCCUUUGCCUGUCCUAAUAAUGGACGGAGAAACCAAAAAAAUAACGAAUGACGCAAACGUUAGAAAAUUUUAGGAACCAACUUCAACCUGUUCCUUUUGUGUUACAGUGAUACGCGUGCAUCUUAAAUUUACACUCUCAUCAUUGUUUUAUAACGCGCCUAAAGAAGUAUAACUUCAAUAUCAUCUUAGAUCAUUAAUACGUCUAAAUAGACUGUAACAGCUUAACUAGAUUGACAGUAAACCUCUAUUCAAAAUAGAGCUUGAUUGUUAAGCUCUAUUUCGAUCAAUUCACGCACACUAACACAAUGUGACACACAAAUCGCGAGUGUAAUAACAUAAUAAUCGACCGUCAUUAGUAUCGACUCUGCUUUGAAUUUAUAAUCAUAAUUAACGCCAUUAUAUGCGUAACUUCCACAGCACUCCAAAUUAUAUUGUAGGUUUAAAUAUUAACACAUAAAUGUAUACAUGCAUAUAAGUUUUAACGUACAUAUUGCUAUUUAUAUACAUAAAUCUUUGCGCUUGUAAAUAAUUAAUUACCUUGGACAUUCCUUUUGCAAUAUAUUGGUAUUUAUCGACAUUCCAUGACUUAUCGAUAAUUUAUAGAAAGUCUCUUUUGGUAUUGGCUAGUUUUUGUGUAGUUCGUUUAGUAUUUUCGGUUUCGUAUCCGGACUAUUCCAAAUGAUGAGGUUAAUAGCUUUUAUCGUUAUAUUUGUUUACAGAAGCAAUUAAAAUUCAUUUAUGAAUAUAUUUAUUUGUUUCAGUGCUCGCUUUUUGCAUUUUUUUUAAAUUCAACACACGCCCAUUUUACGAUCGAUAUAGCCUAGUGGCUAAUGACCCUGCCGACUGAGUAGAAGGUUCGGGGUUCCAAUCCCGGCAGGUGCAAACAUUUAUAUGAUGAUUUUGGAUGUUUGUUUCCGAAUCAUGGAUGAUUACUUAUAUCGAUACCUCAGUUCUAAAGUGUAACAAGUCUGAAAUUCAGUCAGUUUGAGACAAUUAUGAGACAAUGUUCCAAAAACCGUAACCAACCACAGAGAAACAAGUCGAUAAUUGAAUGCAGUUUACGGCCGUUCCCAAUAUACUAUCUACAGAUAGAGAUAAAUUACUACCUUCUACUGUCUGAAGAUGUCCCAAUACACAUAGAAUUUGAACCAUAGAAAUUGCAAUUCAAGCGUCCCAAUAUAAGGCGAUUAGAAUGACUUAUCGGGUAUAUUGGGACAGCUUCAGAUUAUUGACAGGUAAUUACUGACAGUAGAAUGUAGUAAUUUAUCUCUAUCUGUAGAUAGUAUAUUGGGAACGGCCGUUAUAUUGGGACGCGUGAAUUGCAAUUUCCAUUCAAACUUCUAUCGCUGGUAAGCUGUACGUCAUCCCAUUGACAGACACAGUUACCGUCGAUAAGUUUAUUGGGACAGUAAAAGUCAACGAUAGUUACGAUUUUUAUCUCAAGUAGGCCACAGCCGGAGAUAGACUGAAUAUUGGGAACGACCGUUAGUUGUAACUUUAAAUAUUUCUUUAUGAAUCUAGAAUAUUUUCGUUUUUCUUUUGGAACCCUUUUUUGAAUUUCUUUCUCUUUGGAUCUGAGGUAUCGAUAUAUAAGUAUUUAUGUUUAAGUAUGUAUAUCGUUGUCAUGCACCCAUAGUUACAGGUUAUGCCUAGUUUGGGGCAACAUAAUAAGGCUGGGUUGCACUAACUAGCUUUAGCAAUAACAAACAUGCUAAAAUACCUGUUAAGAAGAAAAAUGUGUUGCACCAUUUGACAAUUUUUAGAUGACUUCAUAAUUUAACUGUUAACCGUAACCGUCAAGUCUUCGCCGGUUAAAGCUAUUGUUAAUGUUAAAUAGCUAAAUAGCGAUCUGUCAAAAAUUUCAAAUGAAUAUUCCGAUAUUGACUUCAUAUUUCACUUUUAAGUUUAACUGUGCCAAGGAAUACGAUGGUGCAACACAUUCCACAGUUAGUGGGAGAUUCCUUUGCACAGGAUGCCGGCUAGAUUAUGGGUACCACAACGGCGCCUUUUUCUGCCGUAAAGCAGUAAUGUAAAUAUUAUAUGGGCAAAUGAGACUUAACAUCUUAUGUCUCAAGGUGACGAGCACAAAGGUAGUGCCGCUCAGAAUUGUGUUUUUCAAGAAUCCUGAGCGGCACUACAUUGUAAUGGGUAGGGCGUAUCAUAAACCAUCAGCUGAACCUGCUUAACUAUAACAGCUAAUAUGGUGCAACCCAGGGUGGGAAUUGCGAAUGUUUUCGUUUUGUAAUAAAAAAAAAUGAGUAGGUACUGAUGUUUGCAUUCCGUUUUAAUUAUUUAAAUAUUUUUAAUAUUAUAGAUUGUUUCCAAUUCGUCGUAUAGAUUAAAAUCAAUAUGCGAAUAUGUAUUAUAUGUUUGCGUGUUCUUAUAAUGAAAGCGUAUUAUAAAUACAUACUGAUAACCUCUGACAUUGUUAUUAUAGAAAUGUAUGUCGUACGAACUUAAUCAAUGUACUUAUAUCUAUAUUUUAUCCAGCUAUACAUUUAUAAGAUACUUAAAGCAUGCAUGUUAAAUACUUUUAUCUGACGUAAGUUCAUUUAUGUCAUUUCUUGACGAGUUCGUUUCUAUAGUCAACAGUAGUGACGUGGAGGUCGUCGCGUGCAUCGAAAACGUCUUUUAAUACAUUUGCGAAAAAAGAAAAACAACGUUUUUUUAAAGGACACAUGGAAGGGCAACGGUUUCUAUGCGUUCAGCCAACUACCAUCACAAUAAUUUAUCUUAAUACGAAAUAAUUUUAAUUGCGUUAUUUAUUUAUUUACAUUAUACUUACGUAUGUUUAAAAUAGUUAUUUAAUGUAAAAUUUUUUGAUUAUAAACCUUCAUUCACAUAUAAUUAGUAUGCAGGAGAAAAACAACACGAACUAGUGCGGGAAAGAAUAAAUUUCAGCACAUAUGGAAAAUUAUACAUUUUGAGCUGAUGUAUUAAAAAUAUAUUUAUAGUCACAUUCUAUGCUCCGUGUACGUGGAUCUUGAGCGAUGUGGCUGAGCGAACAAUUAUAGUCCGACAACUUCGUGCGCGACCGUCCCACGGAGUGACAGAAGGUGUGGGGGGCGGGGUACUAAGAUGUCAGCAGAUAGUGGGUGGAGUUUCGGGAAGGGCAACGCGUGAAGGCAAAAGGCAUAAAAGACAGUUAUUUUCUCAAAAUUGAUUCCUUUAGAAUUCUUUUUGACGAAACCUGCCCUACGCGACUCUACUCAAGCGCCUUAAGUCGCUCACGCCUCAAGAUCCGGGUCCUAUACGUAUAUUUAUAAAUUUUAUUACUCUAAUUAUAAGUUUAUGUUUGGGUUGUUUUGGGAAUUAUUUUUUAUGUUGUAAUAUUUCGUUUUUAUUUAAGACUAUAUUAUGUGCAAGUUAUUGUGAAAGUAAAGCGGGCUUUAGAUGUGAGACAUAAUCGAAAUUGUUAAAGGCUUUGCAUGUGUUGUACUAAGUAUAAAAUAAGUAAAACUCGCCUUAAAUAGAUCUGUUCAAUGUUGAAUCUUGUUUGAACUAAGUCAUGACUAGUUGAUUAUGUGCCAUGUUUCUGAUAAUUAAUACUGGGCGCAUUUCAGUAUCCACUUUGUAUAUUCGCUUCGAUUCAGAAUGCACUUCAAUGCUUAUGAUCUUAAACGACGGUAUUCUAAAAUAAAUGUCUUGCCAUAGUUUUCUAUGUAGUUAGUACAAUAAUUUGUUUGCUCUCUUCAGUAAUAUAUCUUUAUUUGUAUUCCUUAUUUCACUGUGCCAAAAUCAUAUCAAAUGAUCCGUGAUACUAAUAAUUUUUAAGAGAUAUUUGUUAGUCUGUAAAAUAGUUUGCAGUAACGUUGUACGCAAGUUCCUUGUUAGUAAUGAGAAUUUGUUUAUCGCGUACCUUGAUUAUCAAGCGUACUUAAAUAUCACUAUUUUUUGAUGGUUAUUGUGUUCUUAAUAUGAAUUGACCAUUUUUAUUUAGCACAAUAAUUAGUGGGAUGAAAUAUUUACUUGAUAAGCGGCCAUGUUUGAGACACUUCUGUACAGCUACUUACCUGCGAUAGCUGUGACACUGACAUUAGCGUUUAUGUCAAAUAUUUGUAUGAAGAUUUGGAGGUAGCAGUAAUAUAUCUCUUAAUUUUGCAUACAUAUAUUCAAGAAUACGUUUUAACUGUAUUUCAAAUACAAAUACCCUUUUGACACAUUUUAAAAAUGUAAUGAUGUAAAUAUAUACACAAAAAUUAAAAAAUGUUUUUUUUUUAAAGUAAAGACCGUACAUUAAUAUUCUUCAAAGAUUUCAAUGUCUCGAUAUAUAUUGCAAUUGUUUGACAAAAUCAGCCCAGUUUUUUAAUGAAUAAUCCUAAAUGUGUCAAAUGGGAUGUCGUAUUACUAACAGAGUGAAGUAUGUGACAGCGAUAUUCUCUGUAAUGUCAUUGGCUUUCAGUGAAGUGAAGUUAGUUGGCCCACAACAAUCACCUGUCGUCGCCCAGAAUGUUAAAUUUUCUUGUUAAUACCUACCAUUUUAUCUGAUUGCCACUGAAUUUAGCUAACUUGUGAUUUUAGAUUUUAUACUUCUUGUUCAAAAUAAUCAAAUUCUAUAAGUAGUUGAUUAGAUGUUAGCUCUACAUUCGAUGUCAUUGUAAAUAAAAAUGCUGACUUGUUGAAAA
This is a messenger RNA of Leptidea sinapis, 12071 nucleotides long. RefSeq names its product calcium/calmodulin-dependent protein kinase type 1-like. Lineage: Eukaryota; Metazoa; Arthropoda; Insecta; Lepidoptera; Pieridae. The record is from RefSeq and is a predicted model, not a curated record. The transcript has 2 exons. The coding region runs from base 139 to 1248 and encodes 369 amino acids. Gene Ontology annotation, molecular function: calmodulin binding; ATP binding; calcium/calmodulin-dependent protein kinase activity. Gene Ontology annotation, biological process: protein phosphorylation.